Messenger RNA from Macadamia integrifolia, 4418 nucleotides. Its product is annotated as protein BASIC PENTACYSTEINE6-like. Gene Ontology annotation, molecular function: sequence-specific DNA binding; DNA-binding transcription factor activity. Gene Ontology annotation, cellular component: nucleus. The record is from RefSeq and is a predicted model, not a curated record. Gene Ontology annotation, biological process: response to ethylene. The coding region runs from base 2786 to 3922 and encodes 378 amino acids. Lineage: Eukaryota; Viridiplantae; Streptophyta; Magnoliopsida; Proteales; Proteaceae. The transcript has 4 exons.
UGCUUUUCUUUCAGCUUGAUUUUUUCUAUGUUGCUUAUGGUUUCUUUGCUAUUAUUAGUAUUUUAUCUUCUUCUUUUGUUCCGUUCAUGUAAAGUUUCAUUCCGAGUAUUGUUUGUGCUCAUCUUAAGGCAUUUUGAAAUCUAUUUGUCCAUUAUAGCUAUCAUGUUUGACUGUUGUGUUGAAAUUUUCUUAUCACCAUUAAUAAUACAGAAAUAUCUGAAUGACCUAUAACUGGGUUUCCUGGCAUGUUGGUAAUCUAAUGUUGCGAAUCUAUGAUGAAGCUACUGGAAAAAAGCUUCAUGCAUCUAAUAUGACUAAACCCAGGGUUUUAGAAAAAUUGUGAAAAAAAAAGUAAAAAAAAAAUCUGUCUGAUUUUAGCUUAUUGAGAUUGAGGAAUGCUUUGGUACUUCUGGAUUGCGUUACAUUCAGAAUUUCCAUUAAGAUCUCCCUUUCUUUUUCCCCCUUAGAUUUAUAUAUUUUACAUUUGAAAUGAUUAUACAAUGCAACAGCACUAUCUCCGAGAUAUAGUCCAUCCCCUAAAAAAUAAUACAAUUAUUGUUAGUUUUGUUUAUUUGUAUGUCGUAUGUUAUAUUUCUUAUCCUAGAUCUUAAAUUAGACCCCAAGAAGUUACAGGGGAAGGUCUCUGUCCUUGCAAGAUUCAUUCUUCACUCACAUAGGUAGGGAAACUAGGAUUGUAUCUAAUAAGAUUUUCUUACCCAGGAAAAAAAAGAGUAUAUAAUAGGAUUCCUAUUCCUUGUAAAAGUUUUUCUCACAAUACAGUAUAAAAGUUUUGAAUUGGUGGGGUGAUUGGCUAACCCAAGACUUAUCCCAAUUGAACAGUAUUUUAACUUCAGUGGAAGCAACUUUUUAUCUAAUUCUUUAGCCAAGAAAUAUAUAAUAAAGACUCCACAUAACUACUUUGAAGACUCAGAUAAACGUUUAAAAUAUAAUUCUCAAGUUUCUAUUGCAUUAAACACUGACUGGUGGACCCAUUUAUAAUCUGUACUACAAUCAAGAAUAAGUAAACCUGUACAUUAUUUAAACAAACAAAGAAAUUUGGCUUCCAGACCAUAAAUGGUUCCAAUUUAGAUCUGGUGGGACCCAGUCCAGGGUUGGUAAUCCAUUAAUCUGUUGUGUUCUGGCUUUGUGCCACCAUCAAUUUGUUAAUUAGUUCAAUGCAAAAUUACCAUUUUUAGAAUAUUGGUGAACCUUUUCCAGACAAGUCAGUUAAUCACCAGGAUAGAGGUGAUUGGAGCAAGCUAAGGCACAAUGCAUUGCCAUCUCUGUUGUAAUGGCUUAAGAAGGUCUGUUUGUGGUCAAAUGUUUGGCCAUCAGUGCUUAGGGACCCCAGUGCCUGAAGUUGUACUGCUCAGUUAACAAGAGUACGAAAAAUGAACUUAAGCCAAGAUGCUUGGCUAAUCGGUGCAGUCUGUUGUCCUAGGAAACUCUGGAAGGGGGGUGUUAUUUCCUCAUGGUCCAUGGUUCAUGUAUGGGAUUUCGGUUAGUGGAGCCCUGUGGGCAUCCAUGGGGUUUCUGGGCCAUGCAUAUGGCACUGUGCAUCUCUAAUGCGGGGUUUGUUGGGGCCAACUGGCCUAAUGAUAUUUUUAUCGAAAUCAUAGCUUUAUUUUUAGGAAGUCAACAUCUUCUCUGAUGUUCGUGGGAAAAAAGAAAUUUCCAAUAUUCUGGGUGUUUGACUUGUCGAAGGGCAAGCGAUCUGGCAAAUGUGCAGUUGCUUAUGGUGCUUCUGCCUUUAAAAAUUUUAACGAGUCUGGUGCCUAACGAAGGAAGAGAUUCCAGUUUGAUGUUUCCCAAAGAAGAAGACCUUUGUGUAUGAUGCGUGUUGCAUGUAAAAGGUUAAUUGUUUUAAGAAAUGCACACAUGCUUUUGAGUUGUGAUAGACAUGUCCAAGGGCGACUGCCUGUGUAAGGAAAGAGUUGCUAGUUAUGUACCCAGAUAUGGUCUCCAACCUUACUGGAAGCAGGGUUAAGUUUUGAAUGGUUGCAUUUUGUAACCUGUGGUUGGCCACGUGUUUAACCUUUGCUGUUUAUCUUGACGUCAUUUUAGUCUUGAAAGUCAUUGAUCCUUCUGGGGCAGUAUGUGCUGUUCUUCAACCUGUGUUCUGCCUGAGUGAUUGACUUGUUUGUUUUACUCUAAAUGCCAUGGAUUGCUUCUGAAUUAGGCAUACACAGUCUUAUCCUCACUUGUAGACUUUUUCUUUGAUGGUACACCCUAUUCCUAAUGACAUAAUUACUUGUUGUUACUUUGUCAUCUUACAGGUUUGAGUUUAGUACCUACAUUUAGAUCAGGUAUAGGUGUUUUUACUCAAUGCUUUGAGACUUAGCCUCCAAUAUAGAUAGAGAAGAUGCAGUUGAUACCUGAAAGAGAAUAAUUUCAUGGGUUUCCACCCAACCCUCGGUGAUGAACUGAAAGCAGGAAUGCUCACAAUUAAACUGUGCAUUAUCUUGUGCUUAACUUGAUUAUUGCUAGCACUGAACGCCCAUGGCUUUAGGAAAUAUUUCCGACUAUUAAACUGUGCAUUUUCUUGUGGUUAACUUGAUUAUUGCUAGCACUGAAUGGCCUUGGCUUUAGGCUAGUUCUUGAGGUUGAGCUCAGCGGUCUUUUGAGUGUGUGUUGUGGGAGAGUAGACGAGAUGUUAUUUCUUGAAUGCAUGAUUCAUUUAGGAUUUGAUAUUUUCUUUGUGGCCAUUUAUGGUAUAAGGAUGCUAGUUCUGUUCUGGUAUAAAAGUUUUAUAGCAAGAUUCUGAGUGGUUUAUACUGCUGAGAAGAUGAGAAAUGUCACCUCCCUGUGGUGCAGGAAGACUCUGCCUUUCUGGCUAUUUUUGGCAUGGUUUUUCUGUCUGGGUGGGAUUGGACGCCUAUGUAAUAUUUUGAUGACCAGAUGUGAGGCUUCUAAAAGGGAUCGACGUAACAUGGGUGAUGGUGGCCAACGUGAAAAUGGAAGACAAAAAUCAGAUCAAUACAAAUCAGUUCACUCACAGUGGAUGAUUCCCCAACAUCAGAUGAUGGCCAUCAUGGCUGAGAGGGAUGCUGCAAUCCACGAAAGGAAUUUGGUCCUUGCUGAACGAAAGGCAGCUGUGGCUGCACGAGACAUGGCUAUCUUGCAGAGAGAUGCAGCGAUUGCAGAGCGGAACAGUGCCAUAAUGGAAAGGGAUAAUGCCUUGUCUGCUCUUGAAUAUCGGGAAAGUGUCAUGAAUGGCAGUGGCACACCAUGUCCACCAGGAUGCAGCAACCUGCGUGGGACAAAACACAUGUGCCAUCACCAUCAUCAUCAACCACAUGUGGCAGAAUCUCCUUACCAUGCAAGGGGGGAUCACGUAACUGAAGUCAUACCUAUAUCAGAGACUGCUGCUUCUGAGGAUGUCAAGCCCCUGCGUGCUAAGCGAAUGAGGAAGGAAAUCAAAACUGUGUUAUUGAAAGAGUCAUUAAAGUCACCAAGGAAGGGUAGUAAGAAAGGUGAAGACUUGAACAAGGUCACUAUUGCCAAGACGCAUGAAUGGAGCAGCGGCCAUGAUUUUGAUGGUGGAGUUGAGGAUCGGAAGAAACAGGCAGCAUUGUCAAAGCCUGAUUGGAAGGGUCAUGACCUGGGAUUGAAUCAGGUCACCUUUGAUGACUCAGCCAUGCCAGUGCCAGUUUGCUCAUGCACAGGAGUCCUUCAGCCGUGCUACAAAUGGGGGAAUGGGGGUUGGCAGUCUGCAUGCUGCACCACCACCUUGUCAAUGUAUCCACUCCCUGCAUUACCAAACAAGCGCCAUGCUCGCGUUGGUGGACGUAAGAUGACUGGCAGUGCCUUUACAAAAUUGCUUAGCCGCUUGGCUUCUGAGGGCCAUGACCUGUCUACACCCCUUGAUCUUAAGCACCAUUGGGCCAGGCAUGGGACAAAUCGCUACAUUACCAUCAAGUAGCUUGUAUGUUGAUGCGAAUAUUUGACAGAAAUUGAAACAGGAAGGCGGGGAGAUGUGUAAGUAAUCUUUUAUAUCUAUUCUGCUUGAGAGAGUGUUGAAUGGGCUUGUGUGACUAUAAAUUGCAGUCUUGGGAUGGUGCUUUCCCUCUCUCUGCAAAAGUGGGCAAAUCAAAGGUGAGAACUGAGCCUUGCAGAGGGGCCCGACUCCGUUGGUAUUGUGUAUGCCUGUGUGGACUGAAAGAGGGAAAGAGGGACGGUUUGUUUCUUCUCACUCACUCCACACUUUUCCAUGUUUAACUUAAGGGGAGGGUUCUCUGAGCCUGGGCGAAGAAGAUAAUGCGAAAAAAUGGUACCAGGUAGGGAGACAAGAAUUAUGCAGUUUUACCCUAAGAAUGUCGAGAGACUGUUUCGAUCACUUGACCAUCAGGUUGCAAUAUUUGUACUUUUACUAUUUCUUUUCAUUUUGAUGCUUAGAUUGAACCCUACAAUUACCGGUA